This is a messenger RNA of Candida tropicalis MYA-3404, 1329 nucleotides long. Its product is annotated as N-acetylphosphatidylethanolamine-hydrolyzing phospholipase D. Gene Ontology annotation, cellular component: cytoplasm; membrane-bounded organelle. Lineage: Eukaryota; Fungi; Ascomycota; Pichiomycetes; Serinales; Debaryomycetaceae. Bases 1 to 1329 code for a protein of 442 amino acids. The record is from RefSeq and is a predicted model, not a curated record. Gene Ontology annotation, molecular function: zinc ion binding; N-acylphosphatidylethanolamine-specific phospholipase D activity. The transcript has a single exon. Gene Ontology annotation, biological process: N-acylethanolamine metabolic process; N-acylphosphatidylethanolamine metabolic process.
AUGUUUCCUGGGCUUACACUUAAAUAUAAGUUGGGAUUGGGGAUUGUGUUAUCAUAUACUUCUUAUGAGGUGUAUAUGCAAAUUAGAACUCAGUAUAUAAUCCGUGCCCGUCAGCAAGAAUUUAGAAAACUAGAGAAUGGGUCCUCCGAUGUGGAUAUCUCCAAGUUCAAGUCUGCUGUUGUAGGCGGUAUGUUUGUUAACCCUUUUGAAGAAUAUAGACCACAAACUGCUUUUGAAUUUAUAGUAGUUAGAAUUAUGCAAUUGUUUGAAAGUUUAUAUGGUAACAAAAUCGAACUCCACACCAAAUUACCCAAUCCCCACGAUGGUGCUGUUGAAGUUGAAGAUAUAUUGAAAGUGUUCAAGCCAGAUAUAGAAAGAUUUAGAGCCAACUCUAAGUUAUUACAAAGUUGUAUUGAAGUUAACGAUUUUCUGAAGUUAUCGGUCAAACCUACUUGGUUUAAUUCCAUCCCCUUGCGUCAACAAUUGCUUUUCACUUGGUUAGGUCAAUCUUGUACGUUAUUUCAAAUACUGGGGGUAAAUUUCUUGACCGAUCCAAUUCUCAGUGAGCAUUUAAUAUCACCACAUGUUGGUCCGAAAAGAUUGACACGUUCUCCUUUGGAUUUUGAACAAAUUAAAUACGCCACCAAUGACAACAUAAAUUUUGUAUUGGUGUCACAUGAUCAUCCAGACCAUUUGGAGUUAGAUUUGGCAGGAAAGAUAAGAAAUUCGACCACCUGGAUUGUUCCGCUUGGUUUAAAGUCCAAAUUGGCCAGAAAAGGUGUUUACAAAGUUAUUGAAAUGGAUUGGUGGGACAAGGUUGAUAUCACUAACUACAUCAGUGAUAACUUGCCAGAUAAAUACGAGAUUGAAUGUGUUCCUUCUAUGCACUGGUCCGGGAGAUAUAUUAUCGAUUCGAACCAGUCGUUAUGGUGUUCAUAUAUAAUCAAGCGUAAUGGAGAGUCGAUUGUCUACCAUGCUGGGGAUACUGGAUAUCUGAAGGAAUUGUUUGAUGUUAUUGGAAAGAGAUGUGGUCCGAUCACAUUGGCUUUGUUGCCUAUUGGACAAUAUUGUCCAAGCUGGCACCAGAAACCAAGACAUAUCUCACCAGAAGAAUCCCUUGAAAUUUGUUCCCAAGUUCAAGCGUCUUUCAUGAAAGGUAUACACUGGGGUACUUUCAAAUUAAGUGGAGAACCAAUAUUGGAACCAAAGAACUUACUAGCUGAUCUUUCUGAAAAGAUAGACAAAGCUCAAAAAUAUAGAGCACCGGAAUUCGGGUUGACUUAUCUUUAUGAUUUAAAGACCAAUACCGAAACUGAGAUACAUGUUUAG